Molecule: messenger RNA, 2083 nt
Organism: Neltuma alba
Lineage: Eukaryota; Viridiplantae; Streptophyta; Magnoliopsida; Fabales; Fabaceae
Product: stomatal closure-related actin-binding protein 1
Exons: 13
Coding region: 201-1739 (512 amino acids)
Biological process (GO): regulation of stomatal movement; actin filament organization
Molecular function (GO): actin binding
Source: RefSeq, a predicted model, not a curated record
AGUCAGCACCAAACAGAUAGCAAAACAAAGUCUUGUUCUCUUUUCUUUUCCAAAAGAACCCAUCUUCCUCAAUCUAAAGGCAUUAUUUUCGGAUCACAGCCCUGUUUUUGAAUAACCCAUCUGGAGGCUCGCCUUUGCAUCUGAUCCGAGAAUCUCAAUCCUAAGUACCCAUUAAAUUCUCUAGUAAAUAGCCUGAAACGAUGACGAGAAUUACACGUGACUUUGGUGAUACAAUGCAAAAGGGGGCUUUGCCUACAGUUUCAGCUGAUGUGGUGUUUGCCACUUGUCGGUUUCCUAGUUACAGAAUUGGAGCUAACAAUCAGAUCAUUGAGACGAAGGAUGACCCGAAAAUGAUAUCCAUGAAGGAGGUCGUUGCGCGUGAGACUGCCCAGCUUUUGGAGCAGCAGAAGCGUCUAUCUGUUCGCGAUCUCGCCAAUAAAUUUGAGAAGGGUUUGGCUGCUGCAGCUAAGUUGUCUGAAGAGCCUUUAUUGUGGCUGAUAUACUUGAAAAUUCAGGCUAGACUUAGAGAAGCAGCAUCGUUGGAAAAACAUGUUCUUUUGAAGAAGCUUAGAGAUGCCCUUGAAUCCUUAAAAGGACAUGUGGCAGGUAGAAACAGGGAUGAUAUAGUGGAAGCCAUCGCCAUGGUUGAAGCUCUGGCAGUUCAGUUGACUCAAAGGGAAGGGGAAUUAAUUCAAGAGAAGUCAGAGGUGAAGAAACUGGCAAGUUUUCUUAAGCAGGCUUCUGAAGAGGCCAAGAAACUUGUAGAUGAGGAAAGGGCUUUUGCUCGUGCUGAAAUAGAGAAUGCCAGGGCAGCAGUUCAGAGGGUGGAAGAGGCUCUGCAAGAACAUGAGAGAAUAUCUCAAGUCACAGGGAAGCAGGACCUGGAACAAUUGAUGAAGGAGGUUCAAGAGGCUCGAAGAAUCAAAAUGCUGCAUCAGCCAAGCAAGGUUAUGGAUAUGGAGCAUGAGCUUCUAGCAUUGAGGGCUCAACUUUCAGAGAAGUCUAGACAUUAUGUGCGACUCCAAAAAGAGCUAGGAAGGAUAAAGAGGGGUGGAGAAAAUGUUGCCCAUUUGUAUGAACUAGAAGGGACUGAAGUAUUAGGUUCAUAUUUAGAAAUUCAACCCUACUCCGAGAAUGCCCCUGGUCUUUCAAAAUGUUCAAUUCAGUGGUACCGCAUAUUGUCCGAAUGUGCUAAAAGGGAACUUAUUUCAGGAGCUACCAAAUCAGUCUAUGCCCCUGAACCUUUUGACGUUGGACAUGUAUUACAAGUUGAUAUUGUUUCAGGAAGCCAGAACAUCACAUUGUCAACCACUGGUCCAAUUGAUCCAGCUGCUGGUUUGGGGACCUAUGUUGAGGCACUUGUGCGUAAACAUGAUACUGAAUUCAAUGUGGUUGUAACUCAUAUGAAUGAUUCACAUCCUUCAAGUGAAUCUAUCCACGUCCUUCAUGUUGGGAAAAUGAGGAUGAAGCUUUGUAGAGGAAAGGCAACUAUUGCCAAAGAAUACUAUUCAAGUUCCAUGCAGCUAUGUGGAGUUAGAGGAGGCGGGAAUGCUGCAGCCCAGGCGGUAUUUUGGCAAGCAAAAGAAGGGCUUUCUUUCAUAUUAGCAUUUGAAACAGAGCGUGACAGGAAUGCGGCUCUUAUGCUUGCCAGGAGGUUUGCAUUUGACUGCAAUAUUACUCUUGCUGGGCCAAACGAUAGAUCUAGAGCAGCAGACGAUAGAUUGCCAUCUUGGUCGUGAUGAACUUCAGAAAAUUUUUUCUCCUCUUCUGUAAUUACUCAAGUUUUCCUAGCUUGUAUUAUAAGUGUGCAUCAGCAAAACAUGGCUUCUUAUGAUGGAACAUUCAUGCCUGGCUUCUUGGAGUUGGACAGAAUCUCUGUGUCAUUAUUCUCCUUCACCAAACACCAAGGCAUUUUUUUUGGGUUUGCCUUUGUGAGUGGUAGCUGACAAAUUUGUAGGGCUUGCAUUGUAAAAUUUAUGGAAUCUAUAUUCAGUGCUUGAGAUGCUAAUUUACUGUAUUUUGAUUGAUUCCUCAUCAGUUACUGUCGAAACCCUCCAAAGUUGCAUUUACCUUUUGUAAUUUA